Messenger RNA from Staurois parvus, 271 nucleotides. The record is from the annotation of a GenBank genome assembly. Lineage: Eukaryota; Metazoa; Chordata; Amphibia; Anura; Ranidae.
GCACCACCCGCGAUCUGUGCCCGCUGUGUCCUCCGGACAGUGAAACACCGAUCGUCGGACGGGACCUCUGUGCGAGGUCCCGAUCAUGUGAUCACUCAUUGGCGAAUCAGUGAUCACAUGCAAAGUAGUAAGCAAGAUGUCACUUGUGACAUCAUUGCUUACUAUCUAUUGAGAACUACUGUGUGAGCUGUGAUUGGUCACAGCUUAUCACAUGGUACAAGGCUGUUGUUAAUAGCCUUGUACCAUGUGACCUCUGUGAUCAUUCACAGAU